GGCAUUAAAUUCAUUACUCAAUAUCCUCCGUGAGCAUGAUUUGAAUCUGCCAAAAGAUGCCAGGACACUAUUAGGAACAGUGCGUUCCAACAGAUCUGAAAUACAGAACAAGGCUGGUGGCCAGUACUAUCAUUUUGGCCUACUUCAAUCUAUUUCAGGGGUACUCUACAAGAACAUGGACAUUCUGAGAAACAUGAGCAAUUUGGAGCUCCAAGUGAACAUUGAUGGUCUGCCUCUCUAUAAGAGUUCAGCAACUCAAUUCUGGCCUAUUCUCGGAACUGUUCAAAACUUGGUGCAGGAGGAACCAGUGACAAUAGGUUUAUUUUGUGGUGCUGGUAAACCUAGCUCACUGGAUGAGUAUCUCCAAGACUUCAUCUGUGAAAUAAAAGAAUUGGGUAAGGGUUUUGAAUUUGAGGGAGUUAAGUUAACACUAAAGAUUACCUCGAUGGUUUGUGACGCACCUGCACGUGCAUUUCUAAAAAAGGUCAAAGGACACACAGGCUACCAUGGAUGCGAAAAGUGCAUUCAGGAUGGCGUUUACAUGGAGAAUAGAAUGACCUUCCUGAAGAAUAGAAUGACCUUAAGAAAUGAUGAGAGUUUCCGAAAUAAAACCGAUUCGGAUCACCACCAUGGCACCUCACCUCUGGAAGAAACCUCACUGGACAUGAUCUCUGGAUUUCCCCUUGAUUACAUGCACCUUGUGUGCCUUGGAGUCAUGAGGCGGCUGCUCCUCUUGUUGCUUCGGCUAGGUCCUCUCAUGUGCAGGCUGUCAGGAUUCCAAGUCUCUGUGCUGACAGAAAGGUUGGUUGGUGCCCAGAAAAAUGUGCCCAUGGAAUUUGCACGCAAACCAAGGGCACUGAGGGAAAUAGAUCGAUGGAAGGCGACUGAAUUUAGACAAUUUUUAUUGUACACAGGCCCGGUUAUGCUAAAAGAUCUACUCACCACAGAGGUGUACAAAAACUUUCUGCUGUUUUUUGUUGGAAUUUUCAUCUUGAGCAAUAACAGCCUAAUUGGAGAUCACAUUGACUAUGCCAAUGAUAUUCUGCGACUAUUUGUCACACACUUUGGACAGCUAUACGGCCCCAAAUUCCUGUCCUACAAUGUUCACUGUCUUGUACAUCUUGCAGAAGAUGCAAAGCACCACGGCGUCCUCAACAACUUCAGCGCUUUCAAGUACGAGGACCACCUGCACAAGCUGAAGAGACUCCUGCGGAAACCUACAUGUCCACUGAGUCAGAUUGUAAGAAGGUUCUCUGAAAUGCAAAGGUGCAGCAAAGAAAAAGAGAAAAACAACCCACAGCUGCUCAGAAAACUACAUACAGCUGGCCCUCUACCCGAAUCUUUUCAAGGAGCUUCACAGUACAAAGAAAAAAAAACAUGCUCUUACACUCUGAAACUGGACCAGGCUAACAGUUUUGUUUACAUUGGCGGUAAAGUUUCAAAACUGCAAAAUAUAAUUUCAGUGAGGGAUGAAAUUUAUGUGGCCUACAGUACCUUCAACAAUCAUGAACUUUUUUUUGACUAUCCCCUUCCAUCCUCGGCACUUGGUGUUCAUCGAGUUGAUGACCUCUCAAGAACAACUAAUUUCUGCAAGCUGGAGAAUAUUGAGGGGAAAGCUUUCUUAGUUCCUUACGACCGUUAUUUUGUUUCAGUUCCUCUUUUACACACACAAUAAUUAUUCUUUUUACUUUUGAAUAUAUGUGCUUUUUGUUUUGUUACAUGUGUUUAGAAUCAUGCAUAUGAACAACUGAAAUUUAAUGAAUGUCGUUAAACAUUAUGGGGCUCUAGGUUGUUGCAGCUUAACAAACAAAAAACAACAACCAAAAAAACAUGUACCUGAUAGUGGAGUUUGUGGGAGAAGGGACAACUGGACCUGUAGCAAAGUCCUGGUACUCAGAUGGCCAAUCGUGGUGGCCUCCAUUCAAAGACUUGGACCGGUUGCUGAAGAGUGUCAGGAUGAUGGAGGCACCAUAGCCAGAUAAAGGGUGGACCAAACAUCAGGCCAGAAUUCUGCACGAGUCAGCAUCUUUUGACAAUAUUUCCAAAAAAUGGAAAAAGGCAUGCUACACUUCUGACAUUUCCGAAUCUGAAAUUCCUGGAAAAAGAAUUCACAA
Ctenopharyngodon idella (grass carp) is the source of this 2114-nucleotide messenger RNA. RefSeq lists its product as uncharacterized. Bases 176 to 1675 code for a protein of 499 amino acids. The record is from RefSeq and is a predicted model, not a curated record. The transcript has 2 exons. Lineage: Eukaryota; Metazoa; Chordata; Actinopteri; Cypriniformes; Xenocyprididae.